This is a messenger RNA of Didymodactylos carnosus, 603 nucleotides long. The record is from the annotation of a GenBank genome assembly. Lineage: Eukaryota; Metazoa; Rotifera; Eurotatoria; Philodinida; Philodinidae.
AUGUCCAAAAAUAUUCGACAAAGACUAAUUAAUGCAAUUUAUGGUGGACGAAACAAACAAAAUGAAACAUUGAAAAAACCGAACAAAAUUGCAUGUUGUUCCAUUCGAAAACCAGACGACUAUGAAUAUAUUGCUUAUGAACCAGUUCAAAGAAGCUCAAAAAAGAAUUCGGAUGAUUAUGUCGAGUUACGUGAUUGUCAUUCGAAUUACGGUUCAUCGACUCAAAUUCCAUUUUCGUUUUCAGCCGAUUCUGGCAUAUGCGAUUCUGAAUGUUAUGAUGUAAAUAUAUCCUCAAUAACAACGACAAAUAUAAAGGGUAAAUUAGAAUCAACAGCGAAAAGUGAGAAUUAUGAAUAUUAUUAUCCAUCAACAAUUUCUGAUUUAAGUUCAAUUCCACCACAACAGUUAAAUUUAUCUAAUUUUCAUAUAACAUCCAAUUUUAGUACAAGAUCAUGUUCAGAAUGUGAUGAUCUAUCGUCAAUCGUGUCGUAUAAUUCUUCAUCUUCGGACAGGAAAGAAAUUCAUUACAAUCAGCAACUAGCACAAUUUAUUAAUUAUCGAACGACUGCAUCUAAUAUAAAAAUUUAUCCAGAUAUCAUCUAA